UAAAUAUGGCACAUUUGGCUGUUUUGUUUUUGGUGACAAUUGUUUACUCAACAGUCCAUUGUCAAACUGAUUAUUGUAAAUUACCUUGCGAUACCGUAGUGCAUACUAUUUGUCAAAGAAAAGACUUUAAUUGCGGUGGAGCUCCAGCUUGUGGUGCAAAUUUCAAAGCAAUUUCGUUAACAAAUGAAGAUAAACAAUUUAUUUUGAAUGUACACAACGAAUUACGUAAAAGAGUUGCAACGGGCAAAGAAACUAUUCGUAACCAGCCAUCAUCUUCAAAUAUGAAAGCAUUGAAUUACAAUAGCGAACUUGGUUCCAUAGCACAAUGUUGCACUAAUACUUGCACUUUCAAUCACGACAAAUGUAGACGAACAGCAAGUUACUCAUGGGUGGGACAAAAUCUUGGAUUAAAAUCCUACUCGGGUACAUCUGGUGACUAUAAAAUCGUCAUGAAUUCAACAAUCAGAGCUUGGUAUGCAGAAGUAAAAGAUUUUGACCCUUCAUGGGUAUCCAGCUUUAGAAGCUAUGACAAAACUGUAGGACAUUACACCCAAGUAGUAUGGGCUGAAACCAAAGAAGUUGGAUGUGGAAUGACAACUUAUGUGGAAAAUGGUUGGUACAAUUUUUUAUUCGCCUGCAAUUAUGGACCCGGAGGAAAUAUGGCAGGUUCGCCAGUAUAUAAAACUGGCAGUCCAGCUUCGGACUGUUCAUCAGGAUUAUCAGUAAAUUCGAAAUAUCCAGGAUUGUGUGGACUAGAUAAUAUUAACUGAAAAUAUCCGAAGCUAAAUUAAUGGAAACAAAAUUAUUUUCGCAUAUAAAUAAAGUACUAGUUUUGGAUUUAUAGCUCUCUAUUUAGAAAACACUGGUAAAAAAAUUAUAAUAAUUGGUAUAUAUUUUAAUAAAACUUUUGACGC
Messenger RNA from Psylliodes chrysocephalus, 914 nucleotides. The record is from the annotation of a GenBank genome assembly. NCBI's taxonomy places the organism in Eukaryota, Metazoa, Arthropoda, Insecta, Coleoptera, Chrysomelidae.